AUUUAAUAUUAUUAUUUUUUAUACACGAAAAUUCAUUUCUCAUUGAACGAGCUUUUAUCUUUGAUGCGCACGCUGGCUUAAAUCAGUUAAACAGAAUCCAUAAACAGCGUCAAUACGCAAGGGCUUUUUCACACAUUUAUUAUCAUGAUCUGUUGGCUAGAUGGGGAAUACUGUUUUCUCAUCCAAAUGAUUUUACGCCAGUAUGUACGACGGAAUUAGCUAGAGUAGUAAAAUUAAUACCGGAAUUUGAACAACUAGGAGUAAAAGUUAUUGCAUUAUCAUGUAAUUCAGUCGAUUCUCAUCGCAAAUGGAUAGAAGAUAUAAAGGCUUUUGCUCAAGUAACUGAUAAAGAAUUUCCAUAUCCGAUAAUAGAAGAUGAAACACGAAAACUCGCAACCCUAUUAGGAAUGUUAGAUCCUGCAGAAGUUGAUAGCAAGGGUAUACCUUUGACUGCAAGAGCGGUAUUUAUUAUUGAUCCUGCUAAAAAAAUGCGACUAUCAAUUUUAUACCCUGCAACCACUGGAAGAAGUUUUGAUGAAAUUCUACGUGUGAUUAAAUCGCUGCAGUUGACGGAAAAGCAUAAAGUAGCAACUCCCGUUGAUUGGAAGAACGGAGACCAUGUCAUGAUUCAACCUACUGUUUCCGAUGAAGAAGCUAAAAAACUGUACGAUAAUAUUGAAAUUCUAACUUUACCAUCAGGAAAAAAUUAUUUGCGUAUGGUUCCUCAGCCGACUAUAUAAUUCUCCAAAAAAUAAAUACGUUAAAAAUAAACAAAAUGUAUAUUUAUAAAAAUUAAAGUAUACAUUCAAUAAUGUAUUUUUUCCAAUAUCAUAGCAUUUUCAUAUUCUUUCAAAUACAAUUACAAAUAAGUGUAUUUCGAAAUAUGCAUUAAAAUAUAUUUCUUAGAUUUGU
Messenger RNA from Osmia bicornis bicornis, 912 nucleotides. RefSeq names its product peroxiredoxin-6 (gene Prx6a). Lineage: Eukaryota; Metazoa; Arthropoda; Insecta; Hymenoptera; Megachilidae. Bases 408 to 740 code for a protein of 110 amino acids. The transcript has 5 exons. Gene Ontology annotation, molecular function: peroxiredoxin activity. The record is from RefSeq and is a predicted model, not a curated record. Gene Ontology annotation, biological process: cell redox homeostasis; cellular oxidant detoxification. Gene Ontology annotation, cellular component: mitochondrion; cytosol.